Messenger RNA from Syngnathus typhle (broad-nosed pipefish), 2191 nucleotides. It is a transcript of the gene tefa, whose product is annotated as TEF transcription factor, PAR bZIP family member a. The coding region runs from base 187 to 1098 and encodes 303 amino acids. Gene Ontology annotation, biological process: regulation of transcription by RNA polymerase II. Gene Ontology annotation, cellular component: nucleus. Lineage: Eukaryota; Metazoa; Chordata; Actinopteri; Syngnathiformes; Syngnathidae. Gene Ontology annotation, molecular function: DNA-binding transcription factor activity, RNA polymerase II-specific; RNA polymerase II cis-regulatory region sequence-specific DNA binding. The transcript has 5 exons. The record is from RefSeq and is a predicted model, not a curated record.
GGAUGUGGCUUAUUCUGCUUACCAGAACGUCCGGCUCGCCUUAUCUUGUAGAAACGCUCUUGGGUGGAUUGUAGAUGGUUUUCUAUUUUUACGGAUAACCGAAUAAGCAAAUAGUUUAUCUCGAGUCGACAGUGAGUAGAUAGAGCCUUUUUUCUCAACGCGAGUAAAGUACGCCAACAGGGGAAAAUGUCGGUGGAACCGAUUGUCGUCACGUUGGAAACGGCCUCCGGGGCCCCCACCUCGUUCCCGGUUGUUUUGAAGAAAAUUAUGGAAAUGCCUCCACCCAAUAUUUUAGCUGGUGACGACGAAACAGACAAGGAGAAGUUGGGAUUGGACAAUGAUGCCGACCUUAGCGGAGGAGGCAGCGGGAUGGAGCCAUCAGCCGCCCUCACCCCAGCCAUCUGGGACAAGACCAUUCCCUACGACGGUGAGAACUUCCACUUGGAGUACAUGGACCUGGAGGAGUUCCUCAUGGAGAACGGCAUCGCCAACUCACCCGAAGAAGAGGUCACAGUCAAGACGGAGCGGGUCAAGUCGAAGCCGACCGACCCUGCGUCCCUGACACCUGUCAACGAGCUGGUCAAGGGUGAUGAAGAAAUAGUGAUCAUCACAAACAGCGAGACUGACAUCACAUGUGACGUUACAGCAGAAGUAACAACAGAUCCUGCCACCCCAGACCCCAUAGAUCCCGACGACAUCCAGGUUGACGUCAACUACGAGCCGGACCCCACCGACCUGGUCCUAUCGAGCGUACCGGGGGGCGAACUGUUCGACCCUCGCAAGCACAAGUUCACCGAUGAAGAUCUCAAGCCUCAGCCCAUGAUUAAGAAAGCCAAGAAAGUGUAUGUCCCUGACGAGCAAAAGGACGAGAAGUACUGGCACAGGCGAAAGAAGAACAACGUGGCUGCCAAGCGCUCACGUGACGCCCGCAGGCUAAAAGAGAACCAGAUCACUGUGCGAGCGGCGUUCCUGGAGCGCGAGAACUCUGCGCUGAGGACUGAAGUGGCCGACCUCCGCAAGGAGUGUGGCAGCUACAAGAACAUCGUGGGGAAGUACGAGGUCAAAUUUGGAAAAUUUGCGCUGCCAGAAGAUGUAUAAACUACGCUUGAAUUAUUUGACUCAAGUUUGAAUAAAUAAAUCGAAUGAUGAGGUUUUAGUACUGCCAAAAAGAGAUUAAAUCUGAGGAGGAAGAAGAGGAACAGAAGAUUCAACAUUUUUGAGGGAUGUGCUUCUCGUGUUCUGUACUUUUAUCAUAUAAGAGAUUUUUUUUUUAUCUUUAUCACAUCUCUUUUUUUAGAUCAAUUACAUUAGGUAAGGCUUAGUUUAGCAAUAGUUUAACCUCAAUUUAUUGGUCGUUUUGGAGCAUGGUAAUUCUUCCAGGUUGCUUCCAUUUCUUUUCAUGUUAAACAAAAUGUAUAUUUUUUUUCUUUGGAUAGAAAUGUAAACUGUUGGAAAAUAUUGAGAUUUAUUCAGGGAAAUACAUUGUCCUGGUUUUAAGUGUGUGUGGUGUGUCUGGAUUGGAUGUGUGACACUCCAUCAUUUCACGUCAUGUAAAUAGUUUUUGCCAUAUAAUAGUACUUGUACGCCAUGCUCAACAUUUUUGCAUCCUGUUUUGCAUGUGUAGAAAAAAAAAAGUAUCGUUCAAAUAACGAUACUUGGAGAUCAUCUUCGAGGAAACGGAACUUGUAUAGUUUGUAAGUUUGUUAUUUGACCUUUUUUUUCAUCAUUUCAAAACUACACAAAUGUUAAAGUUGAAACUAUUGUCAAAAAAUGUUUUGUUUUAGUCCAUAACUGUUGUGCUUCCUUUAGGUACAGGAAUGUUAUGUAAGCAUUUCCAGUGUUCUUAAUUCAUGUUCAAUUUCUCUGCCGCUUCCACAUCGGCAUUAUUUGUUAGCAAGGAACAUGUUAAUAUAUAUAAUAAUUUUGUGGACUUAAAACAUACCUCAAUAUAUCAAAACACUUCCAGCCUUAUUCAUAAUCAAGUGCAGUUUCACAAGAUCUCAAGCAUCACCUAUAAGUGAAAUAUCAGGGCUUCCUGACCUGUUUGUACUUUUCAUGCUUUCUGCUACGGUUCAGGUUGCAUUGCCUUUACAGUUACGUCUUUGUAAAGUACUAUCUUGACAUUUUCAGUGGUGUAGUUACAUUUACAUAAACUACUACAUCGUGUAUAAAUAAAGCCUUGUUGAGAGAA